Molecule: messenger RNA, 765 nt
Organism: Cucumis sativus (cucumber)
Lineage: Eukaryota; Viridiplantae; Streptophyta; Magnoliopsida; Cucurbitales; Cucurbitaceae
Product: probable LRR receptor-like serine/threonine-protein kinase At1g51810
Exons: 2
Coding region: 1-765 (254 amino acids)
Source: RefSeq, a predicted model, not a curated record
AUGGAGGAAUUAGUUUAUACAUCGGAGAGAUCUGGAUUUAUGAAUUUGUGUUUGGCACAGAGGAAAGAUGGUGGAGUUCCAUUCAUUUCUUCAAUUCAGGCUAUUCCAACGGGUGAUGAUUUGUACUCAAAGAUGGAAUCCAACGAAACAUUUCGGCUUGUUGCUCGGAUUAACUAUGGGAGGGAUGAUGAAUUUGAUCCUUCCUCAGUGGACGAUUACGAGAGGGCUUGGACAUCGGUAACAACUCCCCCAAAUUGCAUAAAUGUAUCAGCGAUUCCUGAUUUCAAAUCACCGGAGAACGAUCCUCCCCUGUUCGUCUUACAGGAAGCCAUCGAAUCCGUCAACGCUUCUUCUCCAAUCAUCCUCACCAUCGAUUUCUCCAAAUCCUCCUCGCCCUCCCAGUUGGCUUACUUCGUUCUCUAUUUUACUGAAGUGCUUAAUUUCACUUCCGAGAACAGUAGAACCAUCAAUAUCUUCAUCGAUUCCGUGCUGAUGUCUACAAUCACUACUAGCCUUCAUAAAUGUACGGUGGUUACUCUGUUUCCGGUACAUGUUAAGGCGUCGACAGCGAACGUGACACUCGCCGCUGCAAAUUCAUCCGUUGGGUUACCGCCACUGAUUACUGCUAUGGAGGUUUUCGCCAAAGUUAACGCCACCAACGUCACUGACGACAGCAUUGCUGGCGAUGGCAGAGCGUCGAUGCAAUUUAGUCUCUUGUCCUUUGUGAUGAUGCUUUGUGUCUCUGUUUUAGCUAAUUUGAUGUGA